AGGGAGAUAACACGCAUAGAUCUGCUGUUUCCAUCGCAACUACUCGACAAUUUCCGUUGCAACGGAUGCAGCCGAGCUAUUCCGUAUCACUCUGGACCCAAUCGGCUUUUUAUUGCACUCUUUACGGAGACUCCGAAGACGGACGAAGUGUAACGAUUGAUUCCGAAUUGUUACGUCACGCCCUCUAUGUCGGAAAAUGGAGGCACUCGGUGGAAAAUUAUAAUUCAAGUGGAGCAGAAGGUUUAACGAACGAUUUCUACAAAGACCACGUGAUUAUUCACGAAGAUCCAGGGGUGUUGCCAGGAAGCAUCUGCAGCAUUGUUGGGUAUCGUAACCGCCAGUCGAGUUUCCACCUUAGUGCAACAUGCAAUCGUGGACAUAUCAAGGAACUACCCGCUUUGUCUCCACAAAAAACCAUUCAGGUGUUAGAAUCAGACUUAGCACAUGACUUAACUAAUGACUUAAAGGUUUCCCAAGAUGGCAUAACCUGCCUGAACAUAAUGAAGGAUAAUGUGCUGCAACGUGAAGAUAAACACCUGGAGAUGACACUUCAAUUUAAGGAAAGACCUAUAUUGCCAAAUAACAGAAGCGCAGCUGUUAUAUGGUUGUCACACCGUAAAGGAAAACUAAGCAGAGAUGAUGAGUACCAUGGAAAUAACAAGGUAUUUAUGAACAAGAUUAUCAAACGUGGUGAUGCAGAGUUUGUACAAGAAACAUCGGAGUCGAAAUGCAAUGCUCAUGCUCAUCAGAACAUUCAAUACCAAGGCAGAGGUUUCACACUAAAUAAACUACAAAGCAUAGGCUAUUGGGUUGUUGGUGGGAGUAAAGUGGUAGCAAACGAUAUCUGAAAUUGUGUUGAAUGUAGAAAACUCAGAAGACCAAUAGAGUGUCAGAAAAUGGCAGAGUUACAAAGUGACCGUGUGGAAGAGUACCCACCAUUUACACAUUGUGGAAUUGACUGUUUUGGACCUUUUAUGGUGAAACAAGGUCGUAUAUGGACUUUUGUUAACGUGUCUGUGUGCGUGCAGUGCACAUUGAAAUGCUUGAUGAUAUGUCGACUGAUGCAUUCAUAAACAAUUUAAGGCGUUCAUGGCAAUUCAUUGAACUGUGAGACAAAUCCGCCCAGACCAAGGAACUAACUUUAUAGGUGCUAAAAAUGAACUUUUCGCUAAAUUUUAUGUGCCUUAAGUUGUUUCUCAUCUUGCAGAAAAACAUUUUGAUUUUCUUCUAAACGCUCCAUUACGGUGGAGUAUGGGAGCGACAGAUUAGGACCAUUAGAAAUGUAAUAAACUCUGUAUUGCUGCUGUGUCCAUGACGUUUAGAUGAAUCUUCAUUGCAAACAUUGUUUUUACGAAGAGAUGGCUAUCAUCAACAAUCGUCCGUUGACACUA
This is a messenger RNA of Dreissena polymorpha, 1391 nucleotides long. RefSeq lists its product as uncharacterized. NCBI's taxonomy places the organism in Eukaryota, Metazoa, Mollusca, Bivalvia, Myida, Dreissenidae. Bases 66 to 848 code for a protein of 260 amino acids. The record is from RefSeq and is a predicted model, not a curated record. The transcript is spliced from 2 exons.